Mycosarcoma maydis (corn smut) is the source of this 432-nucleotide messenger RNA. RefSeq lists its product as uncharacterized. Lineage: Eukaryota; Fungi; Basidiomycota; Ustilaginomycetes; Ustilaginales. The coding region runs from base 1 to 432 and encodes 143 amino acids. The transcript has a single exon. The record is from RefSeq and is a predicted model, not a curated record.
AUGCACGAUCCGACAUACCGGUAUAAGAUAGUUACAACACGCGAUAUCGGUACUUUCGACAAACUAGCCGAUGCAGUCAUCAACGAGCAGAGAAUGAUCGAAAAUCACAUUAUUGAGAAGCUCGACGCACAGCCGGCACAAGCCAAGGUCACCAGCAAGGGUGAGAGCGAUGAGAGCAACGAACCGUCAGGCAAGUCCGCAAGCGCCAAGACCUCAGGCAAGAAGGGAAAAUCCAGGUAUUCCCUUCUGCAAAUGGCUCGGUCACCGAAUCAAAGAUUUGCGAGGCCAAGAUUAUUAUCCCCGGAAAUUCCAUCUACGACAAACCCAGAAGUGAAGACGCCAAGUCCGAAAAGGACGUUUGGUGCUCCUUCUCCCCGAAUUGGAGACCAUUACCAGGACUCACUUGAUCAGAACACGGGAUCCUUGAAUUGA